Messenger RNA from Penicillium nucicola, 1152 nucleotides. Its product is annotated as lipid-binding SYLF domain-containing protein. Gene Ontology annotation, molecular function: actin filament binding; phosphatidylinositol binding. Gene Ontology annotation, cellular component: actin cortical patch. The transcript is spliced from 3 exons. The record is from RefSeq and is a predicted model, not a curated record. The coding region runs from base 1 to 1152 and encodes 383 amino acids. Gene Ontology annotation, biological process: actin cortical patch localization; actin filament bundle assembly. NCBI's taxonomy places the organism in Eukaryota, Fungi, Ascomycota, Eurotiomycetes, Eurotiales, Aspergillaceae.
AUGAAGAAUCCAUUACACAACCCACUGCCAGCCUCGCUAUCUAGCGAGUGCAAAAAAGCAGCUGCGAUCCUCGAAUCGUUCAUCAAUCCCAAGCUCAAGAUCGAUGGAGAAAUCCCUCAAAAGAUCUUUAAAGGCGCAAAGGGAAUCGCCAUCUUCACAGCGCUCCGAGCAGGAUUCCUAGGCUCAGCCCGCUUCGGCUCAGGCUUGAUAGUCGCCCGUCUCCCAGAUGGAAGCUGGUCUGCCCCAUCGGCAAUGGGAAUGGGCGGCGUCGGAGCAGGUGGCCAAUUCGGUAUGGAAUUGACGGACUUUGUCUUCGUCCUGACAACCGAUUUGGCAGUGAAGACAUUCAUGCAAGCUGGAAGUCUGACUCUGGGCGGGAAUCUCUCGGUGGCCUUUGGGCCUAUUGGUCGAAGUGCGGAAGCCGGGGGAGUGUUGGGCGCUAAGGGCGGUGCUGGGGUAUUCGCCUACUCGAAGACUCGGGGUCUGUAUGGCGGGGUGACGGUCGAAGGCGGUUUUAUUGCUGAGCGGCCUCGUGCCAAUAAGAAAUUUUAUGGGCGGAAGGUUAGGGCUGUCGAGCUGUUGACUGGGCUUGUGCCUUUGCCAACAGAGGCGGGGGUGCUUAUGGAUGUUUUGAAUGGGAAUUUCUUUGCUGUCACGGGUGCUGGUGAGGCUUCUGCGGAGGGCGUUGAGCCGGCGGAUCCUCAAACUACAGGGGUCAUCGCUGGAGGCUCUGGCGAGCAGCCACAAGGUCGUCCUGCUUCUUUGACUGAGCAGAUGCCGGCCCCGGAGCAGGUUGCAGGACAGGCGCCUCAACUUCCAGAACUGUCUCAGUUCGAGAAUCUUGGCAUGGUUCAAGAGUCGAAUGCCCAAGAGUCGAAUGCCCAAGAGUCGAAUAUCCAAGGGUCGAAUGUCCAAGAGUCUGUGGUGGAUCAAGGCUUGGAAGUCGUGCAGGACGAGAAACAAGACGUUAAAGCUACACAGUCUUCCAGCGGGACCCAUGAUCAUACUCAGGAAGAACCCGAACGUCCAGUUUCGAGUAUCCAGCCAGAACUACCCGAAGACACAAACCAAAAAGAGGCAAAGGGGAAAGAGCCAGAGAUCGUCAAACCAGACGAGAGACCAGAUGGGUCGAACAUCGAGCAUGCUCACUAA